AUGAGAUCGGCCACGGCACCAUACAUAUAUCCCUCCCGCCCCGUGGAAGUGGAGUGCAACCCCGGGCGUGAGCGUGACGAAACGAAACCACCGUCCACCCUCCGCCGGCCCAAGCGUAACGUUGCACCGAGAAAGAGCAGAAUGGCCGCCGCCGCCGCCAUCUUCUCCCCAUCCAUGGCGGCCUCCUUCCGCUCCGCGUCCCGCAGCGGCCGCGUCGCCUGCUGGCCGCUCUCGUCCCUGGAGGCCGCGACGCCCCUCAAGGCCGACCUGGCGCCCGUGCCGACUCCGCUGAAGAUGCUGGGCGCGAGCGGGGCUGGGGAGUACCUGACGCCCGUGCUGGCCUCCAAGGUCUACGACGAGAUGCCGCUGGAGCGCGCCGACAGGCUCAACCUCUCCGAGCUCCUCGGGGCCAACCUCGGCAUCAAGCGCCAGGACCUGCAGCCGGUAACUAACCACCAACCUCGCAGCCACUUUGUCCUUGUGUACAGGCAGGCCGACCGGCCAAGCGAUCUUGCCGACUUCCCACGCCCCGCCACGGGGACGCGCGUCGUCGCGUGGGCCGUCUCCCAUCUCACUCUUAUCCCAUCGCACGAUCCGGCGACUCAUCUUUCCUCCCCGACCAAAUCGCCCCUCACCAACUCGCACUCGUCUCGUCUCCAUGCGCUUCUCCAUCUCGCCUCCCGCGGCAAAAGCUUCUCCCCGGGGCUCUGCUCCCGUCCCGUAUUUUCAUUCAAGUUGGGAGGUGCAUAUAAUAUGAUGUCAAAGCUCUCCCAAGAGCAGGUAAACAAUGGUGUUAUCUGCGUCUCUGCUGGAAACCAUGCUCGAGGAGUUGCUCUUUCUGCCCGAAGACUGGGCUGUCACGCCGUUAUUGUCAUGCCUGUGACAACACCAGAAAUCAAGUGGCAGUCAGUGGAGAUAUUGGGUGCAACAGUUGUUCUCAGAGAUUCAUACGAUGAAGCUCAAUCAUAUGCAAAACUACUCUGUGAGGAGGAAGGCCGCACAUUCAUACCUCCUUUUGACCAUCCCGACAUUAUUGGUGGACAUGGAACUGUUGGCAUGGAAAUUGUUCGCGAAUUGCAAGGUCCAUUGAAUGAAAUAUUUGUACCUAUGGGAGGUGGUGGGUUAAUUGCUGCAAUUCCUGCCUCUGUGAGACUGGUCCGCCCUGAGGUCAAAAUAAUUGGAGUGGAGCCCUCAGAUGAAAAUACCAUGGCAUUGUCCUUGUAUCAUGGCCAUAGGGUCAAGUUAGAACAUGUUGGAGGGUUUGCUGAUGGUGUAGCUGUCAAAGUUGUAGGCAAGGAGGAAUUUCGCUUUUGUCAAGGACUUGUAGGUGGCACUGUCCUGUUCAGCCGAGAUGCUAUCCGUGCGUCAAUAAAGGAUAUGUUUGAGGACAGGAAUAUCCUUGAACCUGCUGGGCCCCUUGCCUUGGCAGGGGUUGAAUCUUACUGCAAAUACUACGGUUUGAAAGGGGAAACUGUGGUUGCAAUAAGUAGUGGCGCAAAUAUGAAUUGUGGUUGCAAAGCUGAACCGGGGAAGGCCAAAAUUGUCGCAGUUGCAGCCGAUGGCAAGCAAUGUGAGGAUUGCUGUAGACGCUGUUGCAGAGAUGGGGAAAAGCCGCUGGCGUGGCUGAACGCGGGGCUGGACACCGCCACCCGGAUCAUCAAGCUCGUGGCGGCGGGGCUCGGCUUAUAUGUGACAGCGCAGCACCCGCUGUUGGUCAUGCGCUGGGAGGCCUGGCUGCUCGCCAUGGUGCGUUUCAUCCUCGUGUCCGGCCUCGGCGCCACGCUCGCUCUCGGCAUCCUGCUCAUGUAUGCAGGCAUCAGGAUGAGCUUUAAGUGGGGGUCCCCGUCCGGCUCGGCCUAGUUAGUGUAAUUCAGCUUGGCCUAGUCGUUGUGUUGUGUAUUAGUGCGUGUGAAGUAGGGGUGGUAUAGAUUGUUGUUUAGAUAGAAAGAGCUAAACAUGUGAUCAGGGACGGAGCAUAUAACUGGGGCAUGGCAUGACCCACAAUGCAAACCAUUUAAGAGUAUAUAUAAGUGGGACGCCCACACUGCAACGAGGAACUAGUGGAUUUCAUUCGCUCUUAUCAUA
This is a messenger RNA of Triticum dicoccoides, 2085 nucleotides long. RefSeq lists its product as uncharacterized. Bases 1 to 1860 code for a protein of 619 amino acids. Lineage: Eukaryota; Viridiplantae; Streptophyta; Magnoliopsida; Poales; Poaceae. Gene Ontology annotation, biological process: L-serine catabolic process; L-threonine catabolic process. Gene Ontology annotation, molecular function: L-serine ammonia-lyase activity; threonine deaminase activity. The transcript has 8 exons. The record is from RefSeq and is a predicted model, not a curated record.